Messenger RNA from Closterium sp. Naga37s-1, 600 nucleotides. Lineage: Eukaryota; Viridiplantae; Streptophyta; Zygnematophyceae; Desmidiales; Closteriaceae. The record is from the annotation of a GenBank genome assembly.
AUGCCCCCUUUCCCAUGCCCCCUUUCCCAUACCCCCUUUCCCAUGCCCCCUUUCCCAUACCCCCUUUCCCAUGCCCCCUUUCCCAUGCCCCCUUUCCCAUACCCCCUUUCCCAUGCCCCCUUUCCCAUACCCCCUUUCCCAUGCCCCCUUUCCCAUGCCCCCUUUCCCAUGCCCCCUUUCCCAUACCCCCUUUCCCAUGCCCCCUUUCCCAUACCCCCUUUCCCAUGCCCCCUUUCCCAUGCCCCCUUUCCCAUGCCCCCUUUCCCAUACCCCCUUUCCCAUGCCCCCUUUCCCAUGCCCCCUUUCCCAUGCCCCCUUUCCCAUACCCCCUUUCCCAUACCCCCUUUCCCAUACCCCCUUUCCCAUGCCCCCUUUCCCAUGCCCCCUUUCCCAUGCCCCCUUUCCCAUCCCCGUCCCCCCCCCCUCCUUCCUUGCACUUCCCCCCUCUCUUCCGCCUGCCUCUGCAGCCUUUACUACUGCAGCCUCGUGCCCAUGACAGCUGUCGUCCUUGUAUUGGCUGUGUACGGCCACUGGCUCUGCAUCAAGCUGGGCAGAGAGAAUCAAGAGCCAUGGGCCAUGUUUGCUCUUCUAUUUCACUAA